GUCCAGGUGGGGGUGAACCGAACGAAAUUACUGAAAUUAUUUCUGAUUUGGAUUCUUGCUGAAUAACUAGCAUUUGCGCAGCUAUAAUAGUGAGAUUGCAACAAGUUUGGACCUGGAAAAACCCUCAAAGUGCCACUGAGAAGUAAGAAGCAAGCAUUAUGCAACGCAUUGCAGUUAUUGGAGGCACCGGCAUGACCGGAGAGUGUGCCGUAGACCACGCCAUAGAGAAGGGUCUGUCGGUGCGCCUACUUUAUCGUACAGAGGCCACUGUGCCCGAACGUUUCAAAACCGCUUCAAAUGUUGAACUGGUGAAGGGCGAUGCCAUCAAUUACGAGGAUGUAAAGCGCUUGAUUGAGGGCGUGGACGGCGUCUGUGUUAUUCUGGGCACCCGUAACAAGCUGGAGGCCACCACAGAACUAUCACGUGGCACCGAGAACCUCAUCAAGGCCAUGAAGGAAGCAAAGCUCACCAAGUUCUCGAUUGUCAUGUCUUCGUUCUUGUGGCGUUCCCUGGACGAGGUGCCUGCUGUAUUCCAUCGUCUGAACGAGGAACACAAACGCAUGCUGGACUUGACAAAGGCCUCGGAACUGGAAUGGAUUGCUGUUCUGCCACCGCACAUUGCUGAUGAACCCGCCAGCGGGUACACCGUCGCUUACGAUGAGGCACCGGGACGCCUAGUUUCCAAAUACGAUCUGGGCAAGUUCAUUGUUGAUAGCCUGGACCAGCCGGAGCACUAUGGCAAAGUUUGCGGCAUUGGCAAAAAGCCAAAGGCGGCUUAAGCCAUUUUAUCUUAAUCGAUAAAUCCAGACUCAU
Drosophila subobscura is the source of this 813-nucleotide messenger RNA. Its product is annotated as flavin reductase (NADPH). The record is from RefSeq and is a predicted model, not a curated record. The coding region runs from base 159 to 779 and encodes 206 amino acids. Lineage: Eukaryota; Metazoa; Arthropoda; Insecta; Diptera; Drosophilidae. The transcript has 2 exons.